Molecule: messenger RNA, 1707 nt
Organism: Recurvomyces mirabilis
Lineage: Eukaryota; Fungi; Ascomycota; Dothideomycetes; Mycosphaerellales; Teratosphaeriaceae
Exons: 1
Coding region: 1-1707 (568 amino acids)
Biological process (GO): protein dephosphorylation
Cellular component (GO): mitochondrion
Molecular function (GO): [pyruvate dehydrogenase (acetyl-transferring)]-phosphatase activity
Source: RefSeq, a predicted model, not a curated record
AUGUUACCAGUGCUUCGCUCUCAUGCGCUACGGCCUAGCCGUACACUGAUACAUCGGACAGUGCGUUUCUCACGAAGACACAACGGCGUCCCAAACAAUAAUGGUCCACACACGACAUACUUCCAACCACCCCUUGAGCCGCCAAAGACUCGAUGGGGGCGAAUCACAAUCGCGGGACUCUUACUUGUGAGCUCAGGCUUCCUAGGUGGCGUCUGGAUCUCAGCAAAGGCUCUCACAGCUAAGAACCUGGGCGCCGAGCUGCAAGAUCUCGCCGAAGAUGCUGCAGCUCUCGAGGACGCCAUGGCGGAAGCUGUGCAUGCGGCAGCAGCCAAAGGUGUUCCGCCAAUGGAUCUGGAACGUUCGCAGGAGAUGCUGGAGACCCGCGCUGGAUACUCGGUCAACCACAAGGUAGUCGCCCACACAGCACAACUACCCAGUAACCUUCCUUGCGAGGAUCAAUGGUCAUGUGGCGCGUUUGAUCUCUAUCACGACCCCAAAAAGGACUGGGCCGAAUUCGCUAUCUUUGACGGUCAUGCUGGGCCACGAAUGGCUAUGUUGCUAAGGGAUUGGCUACCCGGUACCAUCGGCCAAACAAUGUGGAGCGAGAACUGUUUCGGCCGUCCAUAUGUACCAAAUGAUCCUCACAUCAUCAAGACGAUCAAGAAUAUCUUCUACUCAUUCGAUAACGAUCUUGUCGAGACUGGCCUACGGCAUAUCAGAGACGGUAUGCCAGAUCGAGCAGCUGUUGUUGCCGCUGCUGCCGCUGCUUUCUCCGGCUCCUGCGCUCUUCUGGCCCUCUACGACCCAGCGAAAGAUGUCCUACGAGUGGCAAACGUAGGUGACUCACGUGCAGUGCUCGGACGAUGGGAUGGUCAACAGAACAAGUAUAUCGCACAAGCCAUGUCCAUCGACCAAACAGGAUUCAACCAAGACGAAGUCAAACGCAUCAACGCCGACCACCCAGACGAAGAGGUUAUCGACCACAAAACCGGCCGCAUUCAUGGCCUGGCAGUCUCCCGUGCCUUUGGCGACGCACGAUGGAAAUGGCCGCAAGACAUCUCCCGUCGCGCACAUGAAUUAUUCUGGGGACCAAAUCCACGACCAGAUGCUAAAAUCCUCACUCCACCAUAUCUUACAGCCGAGCCCGAAAUAAUGGAGACCAAGGUCCGAACGGGAGAUAAACCUGACUUCCUGAUCAUGGCUUCCGACGGCCUGUGGGACCAGAUGAGCAACGAUGACGCCGUGAUAUGCGUGCAGAUGUGGUUGGACAAGAACAAACCAACCGACUUCGCUACCAAAGCUGCAGAGGCAGCGAAGGGAGCGGCGAUCAAUCCUUUCCGCGGCAGCGCACCAGCUCAAGCUACUGCUUCUCUACCUGGCCUCUUCGAGAAUCGCAGACCCGGUUUCACCUCACCCACCGACCUAGACGCUGGGUCCGAGGACGAAGAAGUCUACUACGACGCCGACGAACGCACGUUGAAGUGGAAAGUCAGCCCCAAGCACUUCGUUGUCGAAGACGAGAAUUGUGGUAUCCAUCUGAUCAAGAAUGCGCUUGGAGGGAGGAGACGGGAUUUGUUCAUGGGUGUCAUGAGCGUGCAGCCGCCGCUGUCGAGGAACGUUAGGGACGAUAUUACUGUGCAUGUCAUUUUCUUUGGGCAGGAUGCUGAUCUCAAGUUCCUUGAGGGUGCAGGUGUGGGUCGCAAGUAG